CUAUAAGAUUGGCUAGAAGUUUCCUAUUUCUGCCAUAGGAUUGCCUGGUAGUUUCCGUCUCACGGCUUUAAGAUUGGUCAGUAGUUUAAUUCUCGUAAGCAGCGCUUUGAUUGGCUACUUCACGCUCACGAACUACCAGCGAAUCCUGGCGCCGGAGGCGGGGCUUGUCGGAAUACAGGUGGGAAAAAAACGCUACUCCACAGCGGCUGUCUGUCCCAGUGGAAGAGCCCAACCUCCCUGCAAGUCAGAAAACUUUGCCCUGCAGGGGAAAGAAAAAAGAGAUAGAGCCCGUGCACAGCCGAGACAUUCAGUGGAACUCGAGGAACUUUAAAGUCACCCCGGUUGUUGGCCCACAGCGGGGGGAAGCUGAGGGGCAGGCCGGAAAAAAGCGUGAAGGAUGUGGGUCUGGUACCUCCUGCUCGGUUCGGGGACGGGCUCCAGCUCGGUCGAGAGCCAGCUUCUUCCUGGGAAUAACUUCACUACUGAGUGUAACAUCCCGGGAAACUUCAUGUGUGGAGAUGGACUGUGUAUCCCUGGAAGCUGGCAGUGUGACGGUUUUCCCGACUGCUUUGAUAAGAGUGACGAGAAGGGUUGUCGAAUGGAGAACAGCAGAGGCAGAGGUUGCUGUAGAGAUGAACUCAGCACACACAAGCCUUUUUCUCAUGCGAAGGUGAAGUCCAAGUGUGCGCCCACGUUCUUCGCCUGCGCCAAUGGAGUCCACUGCAUCAUUGGCCGUUUCCGCUGCAAUGGCAUCCGGGAUUGCCCUGACGGCAGCGACGAAGACAACUGCACUGGUAAUCCUCUGGUGUGUUCCUCUGCACGGUUUCACUGUCGAAAUGGACGCUGUGUGGAUCGCAGUUUCCUCUGUAAUGGUGAGGACAACUGCCAAGACAACAGCGAUGAAGAAAAUUGCCUUUCAACAGCAGAGUCUCCAGGACAGGACUUUGUAACGCUGGACUACCGACUGCGCUACUACCCCAGCAUCACCUAUGCCGUGAUAGGCAGCGCAGUCAUCUUUGUCCUGGUGGUAGCGCUUUUGGCCUUGGUUCUGCACCACCAGCGGAAGCGCAGUGUUCUGUUGCCCCGCGGUGUCCGAGGGGGUCACCACCAUCAUCACCACCACCAGCCCCUGCUUCUGUCCAGGCUGGUUAUUGUGGACAGGGGUCACGUCCACACAGCCGGUGCUGGCCUCUCGCCUCCAUCUUCUUCUCCAUCGGGACAGUUCAGCUCAGCACACAGCCUGCAGCUGCUCUCCAGCGCCCUCUACCCCAGAGGAGCUCCACUAGACUCCCCUCCUUCAUACUCGCAGGCUGUGCUGGAUGUCAGUCGACCUCCAUGGUUUGACCUCCCGCCUCCCCCAUACCCUCCUGAUGGUGAAGUUCCAUGUGAGAGAGAGCCACCAGUUUAUGAAGCUUCCACGGAAGAGCCUGGGUCAUCCCAGACCCGGAUCAUCGCCCCCAGCCUCAGAGCCGAGGCAGGACAACCCCGUAGAAGCAAUUCCGGCUCAAGCUCAAUGGAGGAGCCUCAGCAGCUGUAGCCCACGAAUGAUGACAUGAACUUGUACAUAGGACUAAGAACCAUGCAGGGGACUGACCCUAUGGAGAGCUAUUCGAGACCAACACGUCUUGUAGUUUAGGAAUGAUGAGUACUGUGGACUCGCAAAUGGACUUGCUUCAGUUAUGGAACAUCAUAAAAGGAUGUUCCAAGCACUUGGACCAACAGUUUAAAAGCUGUUUCUUGCGUCAGUGCUGUUGGAAGUCGCCAUCUUCUGGUGAACAUGAAACAUGACAACUCAUGAGUUUACAUGAGGGAUGAGAAACUGUGAGGAUGCACCGGGUGCAGAGCUCAUGACUAAUCCAGAGUGAAGAGAAGGCUUCUUCAGGCCUCUGACACAUACCCUUUAAGAGGGUACUUUAUAAGACUGCUUUAGACGCUGCAUCAGAAUGACGCAGAUAGCAAACAACGGUGAAUUCAACUCAGAAUAGCUGUCUGGGUCAUGGACAGUAUUCUGUUCCUAUUAGUUUAUUUUGUUUUUUUGACCCCACACUUUUGAACACUCCUAAAAUCACUAUGCAAUGUUAAUUGUAUAUGAUUGAUGUUAAACAUAUAUUAAGAAAAGAAGGGCCUUGGGAGAAGCAUGAUUUAGUGUGCUUAUACAUGCAUAAAGCAUCCAAGUGAGGUGACCUACCCUGUUCCCAUCAUUGAAGCACUUGGUAAAUGACCCUGUUAAUGUUUCAUUCAGCAUUUUUUUAGCAAACUCUAUAGAGAGUGAACUCAGUCUGAACCACUGCUUUGUUUCUGAAAAAUGGAAAGAUCUUAUACUAUGUUAUUAUAGUACUACAGAAUUUACUUUUUUCAAAAUUUGUCUGAAAUGAAAGCUGUUUUCUGAAAAUUUUUCUCAGCAAAUAUCAUCAAAUUUGAUCUGUUGUACUCAACCUCAUUCAUAUCACCACUCUCAGUAACCGACUGCAUGCUGUAGGAUUAGAUAUUUGGAGCAUGUUCUAUUUCAGUAGUCAGUAGUUAAAGCCAUUGUGCCUUACACUCAAACGCCUUUGGAUUUGUAGAAAGAAAUUUUAGUCAUUAACUAAACAUAAUUCUAACACACGUAACUCAUCAUCCUUGCCUUGUAAAGUCACUGGUCACUGUCUUUUUUGUAUUUGACAAUCAAUGUAGCUGGUUCAGUAUUUGUGUGAGUUUCUAAUACAAAUUUGCAUUGUGUAAUGAGUUUAUACAAAUUUUCUACCAAAUUUGCCUUCUAUCAGCGAAAUGACUGUCUCUCUAAAGUAGCUGUAAGAAACUUACAUAUGGUUUGAUAUCUGUCUGUAAGAUGUCAUAGAACAAUAGUCCACUUUUACAGCGGUCAGGCUUAAAAGCAUUUUACUACUUUGAGCAAGGUUUGGAGGUAAAGAUGUGACUCCUCUGUUAAACUGAACUACCAUUUGUAAAUGUGACUCGUCAAAGAUUAUUUUUUGUACCAUUGUUUAUUUUAAACAGCAGACUUAUGUGAAGGAUCAAGACUUGUUUAAUGCUAUUGUCUUUUUUCGUUGGACUUGAAGGUUUCUCAAAACAAUAUGCUGAUGUGGGAGGUAGAUGAAGUGGUGUGUAUUUAGAAAAUCUUGAACAUAAAUAGUGUGAAUAAUAUCUUAAACUGGAAGACCUGUAAAUGAAAAGUAUUACUUUAUUACUUAUGUCUUUCUGUUGACACCUGGCCAUUAAAAAUGUGCUCCAAUGAGAAAUUUCCUGUUACAUUAGAAAUGUAGAAAUGAAAUUUUACCAAAGCAGAAAUCAUAUUGUUAUAAGUUUCAAAAUAAAAACUACAAGUUAUCACUGUA
Molecule: messenger RNA, 3332 nt
Organism: Pygocentrus nattereri (red-bellied piranha)
Lineage: Eukaryota; Metazoa; Chordata; Actinopteri; Characiformes; Serrasalmidae
Gene: ldlrad3
Product: low density lipoprotein receptor class A domain containing 3
Exons: 7
Coding region: 398-1537 (379 amino acids)
Biological process (GO): receptor-mediated endocytosis
Cellular component (GO): plasma membrane
Molecular function (GO): protein binding
Source: RefSeq, a predicted model, not a curated record